Rasamsonia emersonii CBS 393.64 is the source of this 825-nucleotide messenger RNA. RefSeq lists its product as uncharacterized. Bases 1 to 825 code for a protein of 274 amino acids. The transcript is spliced from 5 exons. NCBI's taxonomy places the organism in Eukaryota, Fungi, Ascomycota, Eurotiomycetes, Eurotiales, Trichocomaceae. The record is from RefSeq and is a predicted model, not a curated record. Gene Ontology annotation, biological process: mycotoxin biosynthetic process.
AUGUCGAACCACGACAAAGCACACCGAGCAAGCUCCUCCAUGGACGGUUUGGAGGAACACUUGCUCGCUUCGGAACAAAAGUAUCACGACAACGACAACGACAAUGACAGCGACGACGUCGUGCCCGUGAAAUUCAGAAAAGCGGCUGCCUCUAUCCGCAGUCACCACCGAUCAUGGUGGAUUUGGGCCGUGCAUCUGCUCAUCAUCCUCCUCGAGAUUGCGGUUGCAGCAGCGCUCUUGCUGACAUGGAAGUCCAAGUCCACGACGACGACAUGCUCGCCGCUGCGAAAACACGAGCUGGAGUUUGCGGCCGAUAUCGUCAAGUACGAAGACGUCAAGUUUGCGGCCAGCGGGUUCCAUGAGCAUGACGAGACAAGGACUAUCUUUGAGGGGCCGCCGGGUCCGGAGGUUGAUCGCGCGUGGUGGAAUCUUACGCAUGUCGGUGUCAUUGGCCUCACUGCAGAGCAGAAUAGCAAGCUGGCGACUCCGUCGGUCGAGUCGAUACGGCAACCGGGCGUGUAUCCGGUGGCGAUUGGGAUGUUUCAUCAGCUUCAUUGCAUAAACUACCUCCGAAUCCAACUGGAUCUUCAACCCGGAGAUGACCCCAACGAGGAUGAGGAAGCGAGGAGGAAGCACAAAACCCACUGCAUUGACUACCUCCGACAAGUCGUGCAGUGUCACGGCGACCUCACGCCAAUCGCCCUCUGGUACGACGAUUCCUACGUCGGAUACAGUUUCGACCAUGCAGUCGUUCACAGUUGUCGCAAUUUCGAUGCCAUUUACAAAUGGGCGGUGGAACGGGGUUCGGAAGUGCAUAUUGAAUGA